AUGGGCUCCUUGUUUAGGAGUGAGGAGAUGCGCCUCUGUCAGAUCUUCCUGCAGACUGAGGCCGCUUAUGCCUGUGUUUCUGAGCUAGGAGAGCUUGGGCUGGUGCAGUUCAAAGAUCUGAAUGAAAAUGUGAAUGCCUUUCAAAGAACUUACGUAUCACAGAUUCGUAGAUGUGAAGAAAUGGAAAGAAAGCUUAGAUACACAGAGAAGGAAAUACUGAGGGAUAAAAUGAGGAUCCCAGAUAUCCUUGAUAAUCCAAAAGCGCCAGCACCUAAAGAAAUGAAUGAUCUAGAGGUGGAAUUUGAGAAGAUGGAUAAUGAACUUCGUCAAGUAAACACUAACAAUGAGGCACUCAAACAAAACCAUUUGGAGCUGCGAGAGCUGAAGGAAGUCCUAGAUGGCACACAGACCUACUUUGCUGUGUAUGGUCAGGAUAUUCAGCACAUGAUGAAUGAAGAGACACAGGGUCAUGAGGAGGCCAUCAUUGGAACAAGAUCACAGCAGACAGCUGCUCUUGGAUUCUAUGUGGGCACAAUUCCGAGAGAGAAGGUCCCAGUCUUUGAGAGAGUGAUGAGGUUUGUCACCCAUGGCACUGUCUUUCUGAGAAUUGAGGAGAUUGCCAAGACAUUUGAGGAUCCCGUGACUGGAGAUGAGAUGCAUAAGUGCAUGUUUUUGGUGUUUUACCAAGGAGAACAGCUGAGAAACAAGGUCAAGAAAGUCUGCGAAGGAAUGAAGGGAACCAUUUACCCAGUGCCGGAGUCUACCCAGGAGAGACAGGAAAUGUUGCAUGGUGUCAAGACCAGAAUCGUUGAUUUGGAAAAUGUGCUGGCUCAAAGCAACGAACAUCGCAAGCGAGUUCUGUCUAAGGCCCAGAAAGAGAUCAGAGCAUGGACAAUCAAAGUGGAAAAAAUCAAGGCCAUUUACCAUACAAUGAACAUGUUCAAGGUCCACCUCAACAGCUUGACCGCCGAGUGUUGGUUCCCUGUCAAGGCCAUAGAUGACAUCCGACGGGCCCUCAGCAUUGGUGAGAAAAUCAGUGGCAGCACAAUCCCCAGUGUGAUCCAGCCCAUGGUGACCGAUGAGAAUCCACCCACCUACUACAACUGCAACAAGUUUGUCAAGGGCUUCCAGAACAUUGUACACUCCUAUGGUGUUUCCACGUACGGAGAGGUUAACCCAGCUCCCUACACCGUGAUCACCUUCCCAUUUCUGUUUGCUGUCAUGUUUGGUGAUGCUGGACAUGGGUUCAUCAUGUUCCUGUUUGGCUUGUUCAUGAUCAUAAAGGAGAAAUCCAUUGGCUCUAAGAAACUCACCAACGAGAUAGCAAACACCUUCUUUGGUGGUCGCUACAUCAUCAUGAUGAUGGGCCUGUUUUCCAUCUACACUGGCGUGAUCUACAAUGAUGCAUUCUCCAGAUCUUUCAAUAUUUUUGGGACGCAUUGGUAUCCAAAUCUUACAGACUCAGAGUUGAGGAGUUCAGAGAACAUACAGCUGAAUCCUAUGUUUGCGCACAAGAAUUCGUCAGCCUAUCUCAUUGGUGUUGAUCCUAUUUGGCAGUCGGCUAAAAAUAAGAUCCUUUUCUUGAACUCAUUGAAGAUGAAAAUGGCCAUCAUUCUUGGAGUCAUUCACAUGUUGUUUGGUGUGUGUCUCAGUGUUUUCAACCAUCUGCACUUCAGAAGUUACAUUGAUAUCUUUGUGAAGUUUAUUCCUGAGCUGCUGUUUCUGGGAUGUCUGUUCGGCUACCUGGUGGCUAUGAUCUUCUACAAGUGGAUCAUGUUUGAUGCAUCUAGGGCAUCUUGUGCUCCAGCAUUGCUCAUUCAUUACAUCAACAUGUUCAUGUUCAAGUACACAAGCCCAAUAAAUGGAGAGUUGUGUGAUCCUAACCUGACCUUUUAUAAGGGACAAGAUACAACACAGUAUAUCAUGUUCUUUCUGGCCAUUUUGUCCAUUCCUGUACUGCUUAUUGCCAAACCAGUUUAUGUGGUCGUAACUCGCAGGUCACGAGCAAAGAAAUCAGAUUCCUACCACCCUUCGGAUCCACUGAUUUUCAAUGAAGUUCCACCUGAAGAUUCUGAAAUAACAUUGCAGGUUUAUCAAAAUAUCAAUCAAGGCUUCCAGGAUGAUGGUCAUGACAGCUUUGGCAAUGGACAUCCCAAGGAGGGCCCCACCAAUGGGACGGCUGUGGCUGUGGCCCACGACCAGCAGGCGCCUGCACAGAGUCAUGGUGGUGGUGGUCAUGGACAUGGAGAUGAGGAAACUAGUGAGAUGAUCAUCCAUCAAGUGAUUGAGACCAUUGAGUUCUGCCUGGGAUGUAUCUCUCACACAGCUUCAUAUCUCAGGUUGUGGGCUCUCUCCUUGGCUCAUGCUCAACUUUCUGAGGUCUUGUGGCACAUGGUGUUGAGUCUGGGGCUGACUGUGGCUGGCAGAUACGUUGGUGGUGUUGUUACUUUUGUGAUCUUCUUCUUCUGGGCCAACCUGACCGUUGCCAUCCUGCUGUUGAUGGAGGGGCUCAGUGCUUUCCUGCACACACUGAGGCUUCACUGGGUGGAGUUCCAGUCCAAGUUCUAUGAGGGUGAAGGCUAUGCUUUUGAGCCUUUUACCUUCAGGCGUAUCCUGCGGAUGCAGUCGCUGGAAGAGGUGACUUCCUAA
Candidula unifasciata is the source of this 2649-nucleotide messenger RNA. The record is from the annotation of a GenBank genome assembly. NCBI's taxonomy places the organism in Eukaryota, Metazoa, Mollusca, Gastropoda, Stylommatophora, Geomitridae.